CGGCCGUGCCGAGGUGGAUCUGGAUCCGGACUCGACUCGAAGCCAAAACCAACUCGCUCUCUCUCGCUCUCGCACACGGUAGACGGUACGUCCCGCUCCCGCGCGCGGCCGGCCACGCGACUGGUCAGGCGCGAGGCGAGCGUUCACGCGCCCCGCGCCUGCUGGUUGCGGACGGAGGGGAUAUCCACGAUCAGAGCGGGGCCAGCCAGCGCGGGCGCUGCGGUCGACGACGGUCUCUGUGCGCGCGCGAUGGUGGCCGCGGCGAGGGUGGUGUCGGGGGUGAAGGCGGAGGGUCUGCUGCGGGGCGCGUGCGCGGCGCUGGCCGCGGCGGCCGCGCUGCUGGUGGGGCUCAGCACGCAGACGGAGACGGUGCUGCUCGUCCGGAAGAAGGCCACCGUCAAGGACGUCCAGGCGCUCUGGGUGCUGGCGAUGGCGGCCGCGUCGGCGGCGGGCUACCACCUGCUGCAGCUGCUCAAGUGCCUCUACCUCGGCCGCCGCCGCAGCGGCAGGGCUCUGGCCUGGACGUGCCUCCUGCUCGACAAGGCGUGCGCGUACGCGACGUUCGCGACGACGGUGGCGGCGGCGCAGGCGUGCGUGGUGGCGCUGGACGGCGCGCACGCGCUGCAGUGGACCAAGCUCUGCAACAUCUACACCCGCUUCUGCGAGCAGGUCGCCGGCAGCCUCGCGCUCGGGAUGCUGGCCGCCGUCGGCACCGCCGUCCUCUCCGCCGCCUCCGCGCGCAACGUCUUCCGCCUCUACUACUGCUCGUCGCACGCCUCGCCGCCGCCGCGGGAGACCUGCGCCGCGCACUAGACCUCUCGGCCCAGGGCGUCAGCUGGGCCGGGCGUGCUUCUCCGGAGAAUCUAACACUGGGCCGUCACGAAGCGCAGGUGCAGGCCCAGAUGAAGGAUGAUUGAGUUGUGCUCUAGAGUGUACUCCUCCUACCUGUGUUUCCCUCUCUCUUUUGUCUUUGUCUCUCUAAGGUGUGUACUUCUAUUUUCAUUUAAUUUUGUUGCAUUUGGUACGUUAGUUGUGACGUGAGUAUGUAUGUUCGUCAGUGUAUUCCGUACAUAAUAUAAUAAUAAUAAUAAUAAUAAUAAUAAUAAUAAUAAUAAUA
Zea mays is the source of this 1117-nucleotide messenger RNA. NCBI's taxonomy places the organism in Eukaryota, Viridiplantae, Streptophyta, Magnoliopsida, Poales, Poaceae. The record is from RefSeq and is a predicted model, not a curated record.